AUGCACAAGUUCGCACUAAUAUUCUGUCCAUAGAUCCAUUACCAUCACUUGACCGUGCUUAUCAAAUGGUCCUUCAAGAAGAGACAAUUCGCUCAACUAAAGUCCCCGAAGACAAGUCACCAGAAGUUAUGAGUUUUGCUGUCAAUACCGGUUCUGGCAAGGGUCAUGGUCGCUUUGAUAAACCAGACAAAUCUCAUCUCUCUUGUACUCACUGCAAGAAAUCUGGCCAUGACGUAUCUCAAUGCUUCGAAAUACAUGGCUAUCCAGAUUGGUAUGAGAAUCGUGGCAACAACGCGCGUGGAGAACGCGGUGGACGGGGUAGAGGUGUUCCCCGUGCCAAUGCCACUUUAACCAAAAAGCCCACUGACAGCUGUGGAGUUCCCUCAUCUCAUUUAUUCUCACCGGACCAAUGGAAGGCAUUAACAGGGCUAAUUAGUGGUACAAAGGUUUCUGAUGAUCAAUUGACUGGACUAAUCGAGGGAGCUGAUUGGAACGGGUGUUAGACAGGAUGGACUUUACUACUUCAAGGGAACCGAAUCAGUGCAAC
Molecule: messenger RNA, 547 nt
Organism: Ipomoea nil (Japanese morning glory)
Lineage: Eukaryota; Viridiplantae; Streptophyta; Magnoliopsida; Solanales; Convolvulaceae
Exons: 2
Coding region: 66-503 (145 amino acids)
Source: RefSeq, a predicted model, not a curated record